AUGCCUACUCCCGAGUCCGAGAACUUCAAGUCGAUGAAGCCCAAGGUCGCCCCCACCUUCAAUGGCGUGGACUUUAGCGACCCCAAGGCCUUCAAGGCGGCCGAAGAUGCCAUCAUCCGCGAGCAAUGGGUCGGCGCCAUGAUGGUCCGUCUUGUUGGCGAGGAGAUGAACAAGUGCUAUAUGCGUGAGGGUGUCAACCACCUCGAGAACUGCGGGCACCUACGAGAACGUUACCUCCAGCUCCUGGCUGCGAACAAGAUCAAGGGCACCAAGUUCCAACAACAAAACUACAUGUCAAAGCAAGACGAGGCGGUCGACCUGGAGGCCAAGGUCCACCCCAUCAACAGGAUCGCUCAGCUCCAGGAGGACCCCAAGGCUAGCUCAUCCGCCACGAUGCUCUGCACACGGUGUCUGCGCACUGCGCUUCCCUCGCAAAACGCCCUGCGAACGGCCACCCGCUACAUCUCCACCUCGCGACCCUUCCUGAGCGAAGCAGCACCGCCACUAUCGACGCCGAUAUCAUCCCCCGGCGAUGCAGCGCCCUCGGCCGCCCCCAAGAUCUCCUCUUGCCCCGAGGGCACGGUGAUGAAGGGCCUCAACUACCUGAAGAACGGACAGGACCCUGUCGCGAUGAAGGACGAGGAGUACCCGGCCUGGCUAUGGGAGUGUCUCGAGGUGACGCAGAAGACGGGGGCAGGCGAAGAGGAUCUGGAUGACGAGUUCUCCAAGUCCAAGAAGAAGCGCAAGCAGGCUAUGAAGCGCAAGCGUGAAAUCGACGAGAAGCUCCUGGCCGAGGGCAACUUUGAGGCGCUCGAGCCCAAGGUGCCGCUGCAGCACCAGUCGGUCAACCUGCCCGGCAAGGAGGGCGGUUCCACAGAGGAGAACCUGGCGGCGAAGAAGGCGAGAGACGAGCUGAUGAGGGCCAUGAGGGUCGAAAGGAAGUCCAAGAUCAAGGAGCGCAACUACCUCCAGUCCAUGUAA
This is a messenger RNA of Emericellopsis atlantica, 981 nucleotides long. RefSeq names its product mitochondrial ribosomal protein L37-domain-containing protein. The record is from RefSeq and is a predicted model, not a curated record. Gene Ontology annotation, molecular function: structural constituent of ribosome. Gene Ontology annotation, cellular component: mitochondrial large ribosomal subunit. The transcript has 6 exons. NCBI's taxonomy places the organism in Eukaryota, Fungi, Ascomycota, Sordariomycetes, Hypocreales, Bionectriaceae. Bases 1 to 981 code for a protein of 326 amino acids.